AUGGUACCUAACUUUUUUCCAACACCUACCCAUCUCCCAAUUGUCUCCUACAUCCUCCCGUCUCCCGUCUCCCGUCUCCCGUCUCCCGUCUCCCGUCUCCCGUCUCCCGUCUCCCGUCUCCCGUCUCCCGUCUCCCGUCUCCCGUCUCCCGUCUCCCGUCUCCCGUCUCCCGUCUCCCGUCUCCCGUCUCCCGUCUCCCGUCUCCCGUCUCCCGUCUCCCGUCUCCCGUCUCCCAUCUCCCGUCUCCCAUCUCCCGUCUCCAAUUUUCAAGUCUCUACAUUGUCUUUUGCUCCCUUUUUGAUUUUUCACAACUGUUUCCUGUCAUUUUUUCCUGAUCUCUUUUAUCUCCUUCACCACAUAUUUGUUGUUCCAUUUUAA
Messenger RNA from Suillus discolor, 378 nucleotides. RefSeq lists its product as uncharacterized. The transcript has a single exon. The coding region runs from base 1 to 378 and encodes 125 amino acids. The record is from RefSeq and is a predicted model, not a curated record. Lineage: Eukaryota; Fungi; Basidiomycota; Agaricomycetes; Boletales; Suillaceae.